AUGGUGGCCCAGAAGAGCCGUCUCCUGGCCAGAGCCUUUCCAUAUCUCGACAUCUUUUCCGUGUUUGCUCUCACACCACCGCCCCAAAGUUUUGGCCACACUCCACAUAGACGUCUUAGAUGGUACUUGAUGACUGGCUAUGUGUUCUAUGCCACCGCGAUCCUUGCGACGGUCUUCAUUGUGUCCUACUUUAACAUUAUAGCCAUUGACGAAGAGGUCUUGGAGUACAAUGUGUCUGAUUUUACCAGAGUGAUGGGUAAUAUUCAAAAGAGCCUGUAUUCGAUUAUGGCCAUCGCCAACCAUCUCAAUAUGCUCAUCAAUUAUCGCCGGCUUGGCGGAAUCUACAAGGACAUUGCCGAUUUGGAGAUGGACAUGGACGAGGCAUCGCAGUGCUUUGGUGGCCAAAGACAACGCUUUAGUUUCCGCUUUCGCAUGGCCCUCUGUGUGGGCGUGUGGAUGAUUCUGAUGGUGGGUUCAAUGCCCCGAUUAACCAUGACGGCCAUGGGUCCUUUUGUCAGCACGCUAUUGAAGAUCUUAACCGAGUUCGUCAUGAUAAUGCAGCAGCUGAAGAGUCUGGAGUAUUGCGUCUUUGUACUCAUCAUUUAUGAGUUGGUCCUGCGGUUGCGCCGCACACUUAGUCAGCUGCAGGAGGAGUUCCAGGACUGCGAGCAGCAGGACAUGCUUCAAGCUCUAUGUGUGGCUCUGAAACGCAAUCAAUUGCUAUUGGGACGGAUUUGGAGGCUGGAGGGCGAUGUGGGCAGCUACUUCACCCCGACAAUGUUGCUGCUGUUCCUCUACAAUGGUCUGACCAUCCUUCACAUGGUCAACUGGGCGUACAUCAACAAGUUCCUCUACGAUUCGUGUUGUCAGUAUGAACGGUUCUUAGUUUGCUCCACGCUGCUUGUAAACCUUCUAUUGCCUUGCCUUCUAAGUCAGCGUUGCAUAAAUGCGUACAACUGCUUUCCACGAAUCCUGCAUAAGAUUCGCUGCACAUCCGCGGAUCCCAAUUUUGCCAUGUUGACCAGAGGAUUGCGGGAGUACUCCCUGCAAAUGGAACACCUGAAGUUGCGUUUCACAUGCGGCGGGUUAUUUGACAUCAAUUUGAAAUACUUUGGCGGGUUGCUUGUCACCAUUUUUGGAUAUAUCAUAAUCCUCAUACAAUUCAAAGUGCAGGCGAUUGCUGCGAAUAGAUACAAAAAAGUGGUUAAUUAA
Messenger RNA from Drosophila melanogaster (fruit fly), 1212 nucleotides. RefSeq names its product gustatory receptor 98b (gene Gr98b). Gene Ontology annotation, cellular component: membrane; plasma membrane. The record is from RefSeq and is marked reviewed. Gene Ontology annotation, biological process: sensory perception of taste. The coding region runs from base 1 to 1212 and encodes 403 amino acids. Lineage: Eukaryota; Metazoa; Arthropoda; Insecta; Diptera; Drosophilidae. The transcript has 4 exons.